AUGGCACCGAAAUUUGCCUACGUUACCUUUACCGAUAGCGAGUGGGAAAUAGUGCCUGUGAGCAGAGUUUUUCUUGACAAAAAAAAGACUGAACCUUUUGCACCUAGCGAUCUAAACGAUUUCAACAGUGCGCUACUAUACUGGGUUCUGAGUUACAAGUUUACUAAACCAAAUGGUAGCCCGCUCAAGUGCAAAGGCUACGUAUGCCGGUUGGCAGAUUCUGAAGAAGAUAUGGAGAACUCAAUUAAGGCCAAGAGACCCAGGUUCCUAGUCCUUUGUCAGAGAGAUUCUGACAUAGCUACAACUACUAAUGAUGAGCGUGAUGGAAGUGAAAAUAUGAAUCCGAUCAAGAGACAACAAACAGAGACAAAUGCUAGAAACUCUCAAGAAGCCCCUCGAAUCGCAGAUAAUGUCUCUAAUAGCCACUUGCUUAAUGGUUCAUUGGAAACCGAAUCAAAUGCAUCUGUAGACAGCUUGCCAGCAGAGACAGAUAAAGCAAGAAUCAAGAGCCUUGAGGCAGAACUGGCUAAUUUACGCAAGCAGCUGGACCAACGUGUUGCUUUUGAGGCUCGGAUAGAGAGGAUUGAGGAGGCUGUUAAAGUGAUUCCUUCUCUUCGUGAUGAUGUGAGAAAAGUAGGGUCUGAGGUCGAGACACUGAAAAGUCAAAUGUUGAUGAGGCCGCCUGCUUUUCCACCAGCUGGAUCAUCUCGGUCCAGUUCUACUCGGUCAGAGUUUAGUGCACCAAGAACUGACUUAGGACAUGGCAUCAGCAUUUUGAAUUCUGCGUACUCCAUGCUGGAUCUUGCUGACAAUAAGACAGCGUGGCAGAAAUCGCUGGUGUGUGGUGUUUACGGGCAGGAAGCCAAGAUGUACUGUGCUACUCUACACCACGGACAGCUGGCAAGAAGCAGUUUCCUCCUGCAUUCAUGGAGGCUGCCAGAGAAUUAUACGUCAAAUUUCUUGAUAGAACUAAUGUUUCUGAAGACGAGAAGCUCAAGAAAAUGACACAACUAGGGAGUGAUUUGGGCAAUGUAUGCGCAGCACUUUAUCGUUCUCCCUCAGGUAGUGUUGGAAGCAGCACGAAAAGGCGCCAACCAAGAAGUACUUCAACUUCAACAGAAGGGGAAGAAGCCCCAAAUGUGAUUUUGGAUCCGGCAACGGGAGAAAUUGUAGAUUCUGUAGAAUAAUCUGUAAGUUAGACCAAU
This is a messenger RNA of Frankliniella occidentalis (western flower thrips), 1205 nucleotides long. RefSeq lists its product as uncharacterized. Bases 1 to 1005 code for a protein of 334 amino acids. The transcript has 7 exons. The record is from RefSeq and is a predicted model, not a curated record. NCBI's taxonomy places the organism in Eukaryota, Metazoa, Arthropoda, Insecta, Thysanoptera, Thripidae.